AGUAUGAGUGGAGGAGAGGGGGGGGGGUGGAGAAAGGAGUGGGACUGGUGUGUGGAAGUGUCGCUAACUAUUUUACGUAACUUUGCCGACAGUUUGGCCCACGUUGACCACGUACGUCCGGCUCAGGGGAUUCUCCCUGGGGUUUUGAAGAAGGGGAUGAAGAGGAAAGGGGUGCUGAGGAGGCAAGGAGAGUGUGAGGUGAAGGGAAGAGGGGUUGGGGUAAAAUAGCCAACGGUAUAUACAACUAUGGCAGCCUAGGCACCAAUGUGGCAAGGGUAGUUUUCCAGUUGGGGGAUGUCCCAAGAUAUGCAUACGUGACGGAUGGGAAAACGUGACCGUUGGUCAUUCGUAUCUUGUUGGAUACUUUUAAGUUAUGGGGUGAGGGAGCAAAAUUGAAGAGCAGAGGUGUCCGAAUUGAGAAUAGAUUGUAUUGGAAUCGUUGAUUUUUUAUGAGCUUUUUCUUCAAUGAAUAUUUUUUUCUUAAUUUCGAAGUGAAGGGAUCUUGAUGUUCAAUGUAUUGAUGGAUUCAGGAAGAGUUAUAGGAGUUCAUAAUGCCAGAAUUUUGUAAAUCAGUGUCACGAUAGCGGAUUAUUUUCUCAUUUUUUUUCGUUGAAAAAAAAUUCCAUGUGAAUUCAGCAUUUUUUCCACUCAGCAUUGAAAAUUCACAUUUUCUAGAGAAAAACUGGGGUUUUGUAUUUUAUCAUAAUGUACAGCUUCGAAUACACCAUUCAAAACAUUCAAGUGAGAUAAAAAACAAAAAGAUGUGGAUUGCCAUGGAGUUGCGUUAAUCCUCUUAAAUAAAAUCAGCCAACCGUUCACGUAGAUUCUCACAAUAAUCCAAAAAUGGAUGCACGAACCGACACCCCACCACAAAACACAAAGAUCUCGUGGGCCAAUUAAUGUCCAACUAACGGAGGAAUAUCGUUACGCUAUUCAAUAGACCUCGUUUCCUCUUUCAAUCCCUGUCUCUCGUACCCUUUUAUAACAUCCGAGGAUUUCGAAAAGGGUGUGUCGUUUAUAUCUAUGUGCAUUGAUCAAGGUAAAUAUCCAGCUGUGGAUAUAAAAGAUAAUUUGAAAAAGAAACAUAAUAAUUUAUAUUUAACCACUGACGAUUUUGAAAAUUUAUUCAAUUUUCGUUAAAACAAAUGAGAUGUAACGCUGUCGGGGGAUGUUUUAGGGAAACGUCCAUAAGGGUUACAAGUAUACAGAGGAUUUUAUAUUUAUUCUAACAAACAUUAGGGAAAAUAUGCUCCAUCUGACUAAACUUUUUUCUCUUUUCAAUUUUAACUUUCCAAGAAAAAUUACUUCUUCAUCCCUUGGUUUCAAUUAAAUACAGCAGAAUUUUCAAUCGCAAAAAAAACACUUUCAGAAUCAAUCCUUUCGUUUGACAGUCGUCGAUCGACUUUUCCAUUGUUUUCACUUUGCUUCAUCACUCUCGCAUCCCCCCACCCCAAUCGAAUCCUCUUUUUAUCCUCCACCUGGCGUUUGUUCCCAAGCACGAAGAAUCAAUUAUGAAACUUUUCAAAUUUGUCAGUAAUAUUGAAAUUUCUUUUAUGCUUUGGAGUUCAUAAUUGAAGUCUAUCGAAAAGACACUCGUCUCAAGGGAUGUUGCGACGUUUUCACUCGCCAGCGAAAGAAUAAUUUGGGGGGGAGGGAAGAGGGUGUGUUUGAUGCGUUGAGGCAUGAGCGAGAAGAGAGAAGGGAAAACUUUUUGUUUUUCCCUCGUCUAUUGUUUUCUAUUGCCUCUCCUUUUUAUUUCUCCGGAUUUUUCCCUUUUUCCCUCGUGUCUUUUAGAAACAGCAGCGCCUUAUCAUAGCUAACUUAUUUUCAAUUUCCGUAAUUAAAAGGGGACGGCGGUGCCGAAUGAAUGAGUCCCGUUCAUUGGAAACACUUAAUGAUGAGAAUUUAGAACCGGAAGUAGGUCGGUAGUAAUUUUCGUUAUUAAUACUUCAUUACCAUAUCAGCAGUCAAUUAAAGAGAAAUGCAUUAUAUUUUCUUUAUCAUGAUUUACAAGACUGAAUGAAUUUCUUAUUGUGAUACUAAUGAGACAUGUGAAAGUGAAAAAGAAAAUGUAAUACUUUACCAAUCGAUAAUAGUAUCAGAUUAAUUAGUCAUCAUAUUCAAAGUGGAUAAUGGAAAGUUUCAAAAUCAACUUAAUUGAGUGUUUAUCGCAACUUAAUUAUCAUGGUAAUGGUAUUUUUUGACACUGAGAGCUGCAGCACUCGAUAAUUCGAAUGAAAAAUUAUUGUCCUGUGACGGACUUGAGUCUAGAACUACAUAUUUGUUGUUACCUGCCUUAAUUUGCUAAAUUAUUUCAGUUCUUGCGUAGAAAUAACUCACAACCAUAAUCUCCCAUUAAUUGACUAAUAGAAAGUUUUUAUUUUUAAAUAUGAUGAUGGGGAAUUAUGAAAAUAUUCCAGUUGGUCAUCAACAAAAUUAGAAAUUGAUUAAUUUCAUGAGUAUUUUUCAAACAUCAAGGUUUCUUUUUUUUGUGAGAUUUAUUUUAAACGAAUAUAAUUUUCUGGCUCCUAUAAAGAAAGAAAGAGAGCACGGUAAAAUUUAAUCAUUAUUAAAAAUUAACCUAAUUGCCAGUCGGAUAAAAUUUUUCAACCCCUUCAAUACUCCCCAGUGAUUACACUCAAACGAUAAUCAUCCAAUUAACCAUUCCUUGAACCAGGAAAGUGUAAUAGACAUUAUCAAAAAUUGCCAGUUGAGUUUGACGGCACCUUUUAAUGAAAAACUCCUCUCUUUUUUCCGCGGAUAAAAAACAGGACGUACCCUGUACAUAUAUAUAUAUAUAUAUAUAUAUUUAUUCAUUUGUAUCUACUCAAGGACUAAUGCACUUUCUGAGUAAUUCGAAUGGAAAAUCACAGGUGCAGUAUUCUGAACUUGAAUAAUUCACUGUCAGUCAUUUCACCCUUUUCGAGAGAGUUUUAAUUAUUCCCAGUCUCUCGCCCCCACUACCGAAUAAUAUAAUUCAUUUCGUCAUUGGGGCGUCGAGGGCUGUUGAAUGUCUUACUGAGAAAUUCUUCUUGACGUCCCUCAAGUCCAUUUGUCGACAUUCAUGUCAGAAUUCUUCGCCACAAUUACAUCAUUGUAUCGCAAUUAGGGUUUCAGGGAUGAAAACUUCGCAUUGUACUUGGGGCGAGCAACUUUAUUUAUUCGAAAUUCGCGGGAAAAUUCGAGGCCGCUGCAGCAUACGCCAUUUCUACACAAAAAUUAAUUUUCUUUUUUGUUGUGAAUUGAUGAAUCAAUUUUCAUAACAGAAAUUCAUUAUUAGAGAUUUAACGCUUGCGUGACAAGAGAAAAUGUCUGAAGAAUUUUUGGCAGUGGAUCGUAACGAAUUAAUCGUCGCGAUUCACCAUCGAGGAAUUAAUGGUUUUCUAAUAAAAAUCUUUUCUGGCGAAAAUGGGGGGAGGGGGGGGGAAUAGGGUGGCAAUAACCCGACCUUAAUGACCAUCGAUUACGGUGCCCGUUUGUAAUUGCUACGAUAAAUUCCAGACACCGGCGACUGCCUCAGUACAAUGCAUCUGAGAUUGAGUACAGCUAUUCUCUGGAGGCUAUUGAGUGUAUGGUACAUGCUAGGUCGAAAGUCGUUAAGAAAUUCGAUGAUAAGGGAUUUCAUGAAAAAUAUCCCCAUUAAUACGAACCUUAAAAAUUAAGCACCACCAUCGGUGGAUGAUAAUUUCAUUUCAGUAAUGAGAACAUGCUUUAAUGGCGAUUGAAUGUUUUUUCUCACAGACAUAAACAAUUUUUAAAAAAAAGGAAGAAUGGUAGCAAUAAACAAUCUAUCGACAAAUGAAGUUUAUAAAGAUUUAAUAAUGCAGUGAUAGCCUGAAAACCUUGAAAUUAAGCCAUUAUCGUCGUGUGGCGAUACCUCGCCCCUAGAAAAAUUUAAAACCGAUAAAUUUGCAAGCUGGGGGAGCCUUUGAAGUCCCUCGAUCACUUUAAUACAGAGACUUGACCAUUAGUUGGUUGUCCGAGACCGGAACCUACGGAAGUAACCAUUGGGCCACUGUAUGAGGGAACACGAAACUUGUGUAUACCUACAAAUAUCGUUAACGUAUGUAGUGGUAGCCUUUAGAGCAAAAGAGAGUGGGCGAGGGGGAGAGGGGGUUGAACCAGUAAUUUUGGUGCAUCAGUUUGCUUAACAAGAAACAACCAACAACAACAAGGCACCAGGUACCGGAGCCAACCGGUUCUCUUCACUUCCGGUCAAAGUACUGGUGAAUAUUGGAGCUGUGGUGGUUUACAGGGAACGGAAGAUGGCUGUGGUCAAUCCUUAUCGUUACAUUCGUAAUUUUCAUUUUAUUGGCUACACAAUGUUGCAAUGUACAGGUAAAAAUGAUAAUAGGUUCCGAUGAAAAACCCUGGGUAUCAAGUCUCUCGGGUUAUUUUUAUUGAAUUUUUUUUCUCUGCAUUUUUAUAAUGCAAAUAUUCUUUAAAAAUAAUGAGAUAUUAAUUUCAACUUGUACAUUUUUACAACUGAAGAAAUAUUCACCUGAAAGCGUUGUAUUUUAUUCAUGCAGUAUCUCGGCCCCUGUUACCAUGUAAAUGUUUAUCUCGUAUUCUCGACGUACCACUCACGUUUUCCAUUGACGCUCCUCCUCCUCUCUACUCGUUUCGUGCUAAAGUUUUGCAUUUUCCCUCGACCCACAUGCAUUUUCUACUAAAUAAAAUGCCUUCCACUGUCAUUUCCUCACACGUACGAGAUGCAUGGACGGUGUCAUCUCUACAAACGUGAAAAAUAAUAAAAAAUGAUAUAAAAUGUGAAGCAUGAGAAACACUAAAAAGACAAUGAAACCAAUGGGAAGGUUCGACUUGUUCCAGCGAAGGAAACAAUAAUAAAAGUUGCAUUAAUUGAGGGGAUUUUAGUUGAAUACCGCCAGUUACAGAUGGGGAAAGUGUCUGCAAUGGUUCAAUGGUUUUCCGUAUUUUCUUCCAUCAGAAAUAGCCGAGGGAUGGACGAGAAAGACCCACUCAAGUUUCCAAUUGCAUCAAUGAAUUCCAAAUUGUAUAAACAAAACUUGUGGAGGUGAUGCAAAUGAGAUUUUUUCAAGAAACCAAAUUGAAAUUGGCACAGUUACGAAGAUGUAAAUUUUUUUUUCUCCACUGACUCUCCAAUAUCAAUAGAGUGUGAAUCUCAUUGUUUGGUAAAUUAAGCAUUGUAAUUGCUCCAAUCCAAGUUUCCAAUUUUGUUCAUUGAAACCGAUAAAUCAAUAACUGAACGCUAAAAUUGUUUGAGUGGAUUUUUUUAAAACAAAAAUUCCCCUCGAAUGGACUUAGAAGUUUUGAAUAAUUUUUUUUUCACCCGGUGUGACAGCAUUCAAUAAAUUCAAAUGAAACGAGAUGAAAAAUAUUCACUCUUCAUUAAGGGCUAUUACCGUGAUCCAUUUGUCUGUCUUCUAAUCCGCGUAGAAAUGAGGGAUCCUGACAAUUAGAAUCACUGAGGACUUACCAGCCCUGUAAAAAGAAUUGGAAAAGACAGAAGGGGUGGUAUAAAAAGAAGACAAAAAGAAAAAGUUUAAUUAUAAACACGGGUGGCAUCGUCGGAACGACGACGACUACGACGCUCAAGUCUACUUUGCUUUCGCCCGCCAAAUGGUCACGGCUCUUGGAUGAAGGAGUGAGACAGGCAUAACGAAAAAAAAAAAAGUGGUAUAUAACCGAGGGUAAAAAACUCUUUCCAGCCAAACGAAGGGAAUCUGUCGAGAGAUUAUCCGUUGGGCUUCAAAAAGUUGUUAAUUACUUGGAUUUUCCUCCACUCCUAUUUCUUCACGUCCUCUCAUUGAGCCAAACGCUCCAUUGCACUUAGUAUUCCUAUCUUUUUCAUCGGGAAUAGUUUUUUUUUCCGAGAUUUAAUCCUACAAAGAUGACGUCGUGUAUUCAAAAAAUAGCUUCAUGAAUUCCCCACCGGAAAUUUUUCCUCAAUUAUAAUAUUCAAUAUUAUUUAUGAGACUUUCCGUAAGCCCCUCGUGUACGUGUUAUAUGAACAAUAACGAAUAGCUGUUACACUCUGAUACCUGACAACUAUACUUCUUCAUUUUCCAGUUAUAGGGACAUAUAUGUUACGAAUAUUCCCGUGAAAAUACCACCCAUACAUGUAAAAUUCAACGAUAGCAUUCAUCGUAGAACGACGAAUGGUUCUUCCAUUGUCGUCACCCUGUUAAUUAGAUAUCUAGUCUCGCCUGCUUCAAAUUCACCUUAUACAACAUCCCGAGCAGUCAGUUUUACCCCAUUGUGUGCAAUCCAUAUUCCCUCUGGUCCCUAAAAGCGCAUACAUGAGGAGUUAUAGUCGUCUGUAUCUCAAUAAGCACUGAAACUGGUGUAUUACAUCCGGCGACGGCAAAAUCGUCUAAAUUUCGUAGCCAUUUGGGUUGAAUUUCUCGGUGUUCAUUGUUUUUGAAAAUUGGGAAUUUCGGUAGAAAGUUAUCUUGUGAGUCAUAAUGUUGGAUAGAUGAAAAAAUUGACUAUAUUACAAAUUUGAGUCGAGUCGGAAAAAUAUUUGAAAAUUUUUUUCUUCUCCAUUAAGUAAAUAGUCGUGAUGGAACGAAAAUAUAUGACAUGUAGAUAACGAGAUGGCGUAUAUAAGUGUGAUAUUGGCGAAGGGAUUAAUAUAAGUGAGGACUCUCACCCACUUGACGUUACUCAAACGAAUGACACGGAAAUAUCAAACAUGAUCCACUUUGAUCCUGCGGUUACUAACUACGAGUUAUUAUUAUUACAAGGGAAAAUAUGAACAAGCCGGGGUAAAUAUUAUCCGCAAAUACGGUACGACAGACCCCAGUGCUACUUUAUGACACCGAGGGGGAAUCGAGGGAUGAGUGACCCUAUGAUCCAAAGAAUUAGUUCAGCACUUUGAAGUAACUGUGUUAGAUAAUUUUAGGAAUUUUUUGGCGGUCAAGGAGGCAUGAUAAAAAUCAUUUCCAUCAUUUGUCAAUUUAAAUAAGGCCCGCGAAACGAGCAAUUGGUCUCGUAUAAUCGUAAAAUUCAAUGAACGAACUUGUAACUAAGUAAUGAUGGUACGUGGUGACAGUUGAUUGGUGGCCAUGCCCUUAUUUCCCAGGCCGACAUAGUUUGUUGAUCAAAUUCAUAAUCGUGUAAUCUAUUCCAUUUGUAUUUCGAACAAUUACGCAACCUGGAAAGAAUUUCAUUUUAAAACUAUGCCCUCAUUUUUUUUUUUUGUGACUUGACUGGCGUUCGAAUAAUUGUAUAUUCGGAAGGUACAUCAGUUGACGAAACUCACCGAAGUUCAAUCAUUGUAUCAUUUUUUUCGGUUUUGAAGAAAAUCGUGUCAUUCGCCGACAAUCAAUACCAAAAUGACGGCGAUAAUUUUAGUUUUUCUAUUAUCGUGCAUUAUCUUUAUGAGUGUCUCAUCGCAAAAGCUAUUUGGUAAGUGAUUGUUAAUUAUUUUAAUGGAAUCAUAUGACUUUAUAAACGAUUUCAUAAUUGAUUUUGAACUGACAAUAUUCAGAGCAAUAUCUUGGUCUCAUGCUUUACCUUCUUGCAGAUUGUUCGAUGGGACAUGUCCUGGAAAAUUUGUAUAGGAAAUAUGGAAGUGAAAUAGAUGGAGCGAGAGUUAAUGAUAUAGAACAUAUCGUGGUACGAUUUACUUGAUAAUUUAUUCACUCAUUUAUAUCUGCAAUAAGUACCGACUUUCAGCAGAGAGAUAUGAUUAUAAAUUAUUUCCUGAAUAUUGUCUAACUUGAAUUAUCACUUGUGAUAAUGGAAUACCAAUAGCUGAUAGCGUAUGACUGAAGUCACAAAAUUUUCGGGCAUCAUAUUUUUUGCCAUUUGAGUUUCAGAAUUUAUUUGAAUCAAGUUUUACCUGAUCAGAAUCAAGUUGCGGAAUGUAUUUGAAUGGAGGACAGCUGCUCGGAAUGAAGUGGGAUUCCACUUCAUUCGGACUGUCAGUAUUUACACGAUGACUUGUACUUAUAUCGAGUCUCAUGCCUCCACUUGAUUCAGCAGUUUUUUUCGGAUAUAUAUGUAUGCCAAUGAUUUAUGAAACGUCACCUGUGAUAACUUGACGUGAAUUCUAGCCUCGCUUGCGUGACAUUAUUGACGGCACACUAGGAAGAGUGAAACAGUGUACUUUAAAUUCAAAUGGUUCGACAAAUCCUCCUGAUUUUUACAGGAUGUAUAAUGGACCAGUUUCAUAUAUUAUCCUCUCGUCGAUGCAAUUAUAUGGAUUGACCAAUUUGGAAAGGAUUUAUGAGCCAAUCGUCAAAGGAACCGGUAGUCAAUUCAGGAUAUACUUCAAAAUUACCGUACCUGAGUUGGAAUUGAUUGGUGCACAUGAGACUGGUAUAUUGAGAAAUAGUUACCAUGGAACUCUCGCCGUAGGAUUUCCGGCGAAUGAAGUUCUCAUGAGCGGAACUCUAAAUCUGAAGUUAAGAAAAUGUCUCCAGUUAGACCGUAUUGAGCUUAUCGGAAAGUAUUCACCGAUUAUCUACGUCAAUGGUUUUGGACUCUUCAAUAGAUAUGCUGCUAGUAAAGUUACGGAUAUAUUUCACAAUAGUCAGCAACAGUUAGUGGAAGUAGCUUCCAAGAAAUUUCGAAAGAAUAGUGAAGCUAUGUUGAAUGAGCUUGACUGUGGAAAGCUGGGCUUUAUGAUUGUAUGAGCAAGCUUAUCAUUAUGAAUUAUUUUGUAAUAUCAAUUUCCAUCAAUUCAUCCUCUCGCUUCAUCCAUCAAGUUUUUUUUAAAUCUUCCAAAUCAUUUAAAUCUCUGUCGCAUUCGAGAAGAACUGUAACUGCAUUUAAGAUAGAAAAAGAGGGAGAAUAUAAUCCAUAAAUCCCAGCAGUGAUAUUCACGUUUAUUCGAUAUGUGUUCAACGGUAAGUCACUCGUUGAUCGUAGAAAAAAAAAUAAAAAUCAAAACGAA
Diachasmimorpha longicaudata is the source of this 8884-nucleotide messenger RNA. RefSeq lists its product as uncharacterized. The record is from RefSeq and is a predicted model, not a curated record. Lineage: Eukaryota; Metazoa; Arthropoda; Insecta; Hymenoptera; Braconidae. The transcript has 3 exons. Bases 8139 to 8624 code for a protein of 161 amino acids.